UCAAUCAGUAAUUAUCAUGUAUUCUUCAAAGAAACUUAUUGCUUGUGCGCUAAUUGUUGCCCAGUUGGUGGGCUUAAUUCAGUGCGAAGUCUACGACAACACGGAUAAGUGGGUCCUAUCUAACAAGUCGAAGGCUUUUCCUGAAAACGCUGUCCUGGGCGGCUAUGACUCAUACGGCUAUGAGAACUUCGUGGGACGAGUGGCUUACGCGAGCUCGAUUCUGCCAGCGCGUGUUAGGGCCGAAACUGGAUACGCUACAUAUAACACCGAAUCCGUUGGUAAUCAGGCCACCUCAUACGAGCUGUUGGUGUCCAAUGGGACGGUCAGCUAUGACUGGGUGCGCAGCUUCGAUGGAUUCUUGGAGAGGAAUGCCGUAUCUGUGGGCACAAGUGCCACAAACGAGCGCGUCUACGUCUGCCGUGGCCGAACUGAUGGUGGAAUUUUCAUUGGCACCCUGUAUCUGAGCCAAAAGAAGUGCAGUAUAAAGUAUGAGAAUUUGCCGCUAAGACAGCUGACCAAAUAUGAGGUACUAGUCCGCAAAGCUACGCCAGAAAUAUACAGAGCAUUCCAGAUGAAAGCAACUGAUGUGGUUGAUCAAGAAAUGUUUUUAAUUGUAUCACUAUAG
Molecule: messenger RNA, 625 nt
Organism: Drosophila arizonae
Lineage: Eukaryota; Metazoa; Arthropoda; Insecta; Diptera; Drosophilidae
Product: pfs47 receptor-like
Source: RefSeq, a predicted model, not a curated record